This is a messenger RNA of Polyodon spathula (Mississippi paddlefish), 2653 nucleotides long. Its product is annotated as cell division cycle-associated protein 2-like. The coding region runs from base 115 to 2433 and encodes 772 amino acids. Gene Ontology annotation, cellular component: chromosome; nucleus. Lineage: Eukaryota; Metazoa; Chordata; Actinopteri; Acipenseriformes; Polyodontidae. The transcript has 12 exons. The record is from RefSeq and is a predicted model, not a curated record. Gene Ontology annotation, biological process: regulation of chromosome segregation; regulation of mitotic nuclear division.
CCCGAGACCAACUACCUCAUCAAACACAUCGCCAGGCAGAGACUCCUCUCCAAGCCCAGCCCAGUCCCAGAGCUCGGCUCCUUCACCCCUCGCUCCUCAGCCCUGAAACACAAGAUGGCUGCCUUCAGUUCUCUUUACGUUGUGGACGAGAACAAGGCUCUGAACCCCUUCGCUGGAGCACAGACCCCCAGCGUGAACCCAGCAGCCGGGACGAGAGCAGGAGAGGCACGGCCGCAGAGCGAGCCUUCUCCCAAGAGGACGAAAGGGGGAUUCUUUCUAGAUCUGGAACCAUCACCUGAGGGGGAGCAGCUCUGUGAGAAUACAGGAACCCCCGCACUGCUGCUGCCCAAGAGAGAGGGGGUGCCGUUUACAUCAGGGGUCCCUGGAAUCACAGAGCAGGAGGAGGAGGAGGAGGAGGAGAAGCCCCGGGAGACGGAGGGUGAGGGACUAUGUGCCGGUGGGGGGAUCCCCUUCCCUGACCUGGGGGACGAGACCCAGCCUCUGCAGACAGAGGCUCCUCCCCUGCCCGCCUGCGUUCUUCGGACUCCGAGCUACACCGGGGAGCCCAAGAGGGUUCGGUUCGGAGCCACGCUGCACCCCGAGCUGUUCGAUCAGACCCUGCCCCCCUCGACCCCGCUGUGGAGGGGGGAGAGCCCAGGCUGGCCCCUCUUCCCCUCCACCGGCUCCCUGCUCAAGAGUGCCCCCUGCAGAGCAGAGCAGACUGAUGGACGCCCGGAUGGCUGCAGCCUGCCGCAGUGUCCCAAGAGAGGAGGUGACUCUGUUCUGCUCCCUGACCCGUCUGCUGCUGCUGCAGCAGAGGGUCCACCCCAGCCUCCUCCCACAGACGCUGCCCCAGAGGGGGUGAAAACGCCGGGGAGGAAGAGGGUUCGGUUUGGAGGGCUGCUGAGCCCCCAGCUUUUCGACCGCACUCUGCCCCCUAACACCCCACUGUGCAGAGGGCAGACCCCCAGGUGCCUGACCCCUUCCACGUGCUCCCGGCCCCGCUCCGUGCUCAAGAAGACCCCCCUAAAAUCGGAAGGGCCCCCCCCGCAGCCAGACUUCGACAGCCCCAGGGAUUGUGCGACAGCGAUCCGCUCUCCUGACACUGGAAUCCUGGACGAGACGCACAUCGAAUUCCAUCUCCAGCUUCCACCAGAACAUCCAGGGGUACAGCCAGCCAACCCUGUCGUGCCUGUCUCUGAGGAGGGACCCCCAGAAUCUCAGCACCCCACCGCAGAGCAGGACUGCGAGGUUCUGAGAAACUCGGCCCAGGCUCGCCCCGGGAUGGAGAGCGCGCGGAGAUCCGGGAGAAAGAGGAAGCAGUGCGAGCCGGAGCAGCCCUGUCCUGUCAGGAAGGAGCCCCAAGCAAAGAGGAGGGGCGCAACGGGAGCCCCCGCUCCCAGGAAACUGGAGCAGGCGCUGCGAGGGAAAGGGUGCCGGGGCAGGCGAGGGGGAAAGCCCGUGGAUCGCUCCCUGUACGCGGGGAGAGACUACGCCUCCAAACCCCCGGCUCUCAGCCCCAUCACUGAGGGCCUGUGUUCUGCAGCCUGCAGCCCGGCCACUCCCACACACCAGGGGGCGCUGCAGGGACUCGCAGGAGAGGCAGCGACAAGAAGCCAGCGCGACCCCAAGAACGUCCCGCCCAGCUUCAGCGUCCUCGUGAAGAGAAGAGAGCCGGCCCAGAAGAGGGGGGAGGGGGACCCCAACACUGCUGCCCCGCUGGAGACGACGGCAACCAGACCCAACCUCUGCAGGGAGUCUGUUCUCCAGGGACAGGAGACCGUGGGCCCCCCCUCUGCCCAGGGAGGGGAGAGCAGCCCUGCUAGGAACGGACUGGAUCCCAAACAGGGCUAUGGGAAGGAGGGGGGAGGAGCAGAGAUCGGAAAGCCAGCGGUGAGAAGGGGCAGACGCAGCGCUGGGGUGAAGAAGCGACUGGCUGUCUCGGAGAACGGGCAGCUAGGCACGGCGGCGAGCGGCAGUAUGCAGGGGGAGGUCUUGAAGGCUGCAGAGCCCAGAGAGGAGGAGCAGGAGGGGGAACGAGCCCCCAGCAGCCCAGCCCAGGGCAGGAAGAGUGUGGGAGGGGCCCGGAGAGGCUGGUGCAGUGCUGUCUGGCAGCCAGAGGGACACUGCCCACAGCCCGCACAGGACUCCGCAAUCCGGGAGCACACCCUGGCGCCUGGCCUGUCUGACUUCUCAAUCGAGGACGUUCUCGCUGCGCCCCACCCCUCCAUCGCAGUGAGGCGCAGCAUGAGGAACCGGCGUGACUCGGGGGCCACGGGCCUGGACUGGGUCCCCAAGGGCUCCCCCUCUCCCAGCAGCAGGCAGAAGAGGAGGAGGAGGAGGAGGACCAGCUUCAGGGUCCCCCUGCGGACAGAGUGCAGCCUGGAGCAGACAGGAUCCCCAGGAGAGGGGGGCUGCAACAUAGCUGUGUAAUAUUGCUUCAGGGUCCCCCUGCGGACAGAGUGCAGCCUGGAGCAGACAGGAUCCCCAGGAGAGGGGGGCUGCAACAUAGCUGUGUAAUAUUGCCCCCCCCAUUUUUAGAUUCCAUUUAGAUUGUGAAAUGGCUCCAGCCUUGCCAGUCCCUUAGUCAUGGAUUCAUAUCUUGUUACAUUUUCAGUCCCCUCCCACUCCGUCCUUCUGAAAAAGACACACA